Messenger RNA from Lasiosphaeria miniovina, 1851 nucleotides. Its product is annotated as platelet-activating factor acetylhydrolase. Gene Ontology annotation, molecular function: 1-alkyl-2-acetylglycerophosphocholine esterase activity. The transcript has a single exon. The record is from RefSeq and is a predicted model, not a curated record. Bases 1 to 1851 code for a protein of 616 amino acids. NCBI's taxonomy places the organism in Eukaryota, Fungi, Ascomycota, Sordariomycetes, Sordariales, Lasiosphaeriaceae.
AUGCAUACUAAAAUCGAGCUGGGCCUGGAACCGGAGCCGGAGCCGGAGACCAAACCCGCCCGGCCUCCGCCAGCUCCGCGCCCACGCAAGACAUUACGAGAACGUUUUCUUCACUCCUUGCCCCCUUACACGGGUCCUUACCCUGUGGGAUACAUGGAGGUAGAGCUGCCGGCACGGGAGCCGCGGCCAUUCUCCCACAUCAAGCGAAACGACGAAUACGCCCUCAAGCUUGAUACUGUUCUCUUCUCAGUCUUCUAUCCCUGCGAACUCGGGCUGUUCCCCCAGGAGAAUAAAAGCGGGAAUCGGACCCGGAGGUGGACGGGAAACGAGCAGCCGCGGGUUCUAUGGCUUCCCAAGCCAAGAGGUUCGACUUGUCGAGGAUAUGCCAAAUUCUUCAGCAUUCCCCAUCUCCCCGUCCAGACCUACAUCGCCCUCACUACUAUGUUUACGAAGCUGCCCGCGUACCACAAUGCAAACCUUUCGGCCCGUUGGCCCACUGCUGCGGGAGGAGGUUCGAGCAAGUCGACUCUGGAUCACGACGCAGCGCAAAAGACGGGCGAAAAUGAUCGUAAUGUGAAGCCAAAAUUUUCCGUCAUCAUAUUCAGUCACGGCCUUGGCGGCUCGAGGACACUUUGUAGCUCUGUAUGUGGAGAACUGGCAAGCUUCGGAUUAAUCGUCGUCGCCAUGGAGCACCGUGACGGGAGCGGCGCAAGGACGUACGUCAACAAAACCGGCCGUUCUCCCGACUUGGAAGACCAAGACCUGGACCGGACAACGGCCCGCGAGCCAAGAACCGGCAAGAUAAAAUUGCCAAGACGACGACAAAAGACAUCGGAAAUCAAACCAAACUACAUGGUCGAUUACCUCUUCCCCAAGGACAAUGCCUUCGACACGUAUCCACACAAUGAUCGCGGAAUCGACACGGAACUUCGUGCGGCCCAGAUCGAAAUGAGAAUCGCCGAGACUGAGGAAGCAUAUUACGCGCUCGGGCUGAUCAAUAGCGGGAGGGGGGACCAGCUGGAUGCUCAAAAUCUCCGAAAAAAGGGCAACGUCGGCUCCAGCUCCAAGGGCCUUGCGGGAAUCGAUUGGCGUGAAUGGACAGGGAGACUGUACCUGGAAAACGUGACAAUGAUGGGCCAUUCGUUUGGAGGAGCCACCACGAUCCAGGCGCUCAGGCUUGAGAAACUCACGUGGAUCUCUCAGGGGAUUCUGCUCGACCCUUGGGGGCUCGGCGCCCCAGAUAGUACGGACAGAUCCCGGAUCCGGAAGCCGAUAUUGUCCGUCGGAAGCGAAGCCUUCAUGUUCUGGAAGGAAAACUUUGAUUGCGUCGCGCAAAUAUGCCGUGAGGCUCGGGAUGCGGGAGCAUUGAGCUGGAUGACGACGAUCCGUGGAUCUACUCACCUGUCCAUGACGGAUUUUGCGGUCCUUUAUCCAAAGUGGAUGUCGCUUCUCAUCAAGACAAUUGUGAAUCCUAAGCGCGCCAACCAUCUCACAACCCGUUCGGCACUUGAAUUCCUCAAAAUCACGCUGCCGCUGCAACAGACCAGGUUCAGGCUCCCUGAGUUGUGGGCCGAAAAGCGACUACUGAAAAUCCCAAGCUCCGAAACCAAGGUUCUGUUUGAUCACCAACCUGACGACAAGUGGACGGCUGUCCGGCUAAAAAUCCCCAACGAGUUUUCUUUGCGGCUCAGGUGGUACUGGAGGUGGAGAGGCAAAGACGCUGAUGUUCCGAAAGACGCAGCGGGCAAACCUCUGAGAGGUCUCUUGAACUGGGGUGCAGGAAAGGAGAUGUGGGUGCACUUGAGCCCAGACCAGGCUGACGUGGAGCGGUAUAUUGAAGAGAACGGAUAG